AUGUCGGGACCCAUGGAUGAAUUCCUACAAUCCCAGACGGGGCUUACCCACGAGGCGCAGGGCCCCGUAAAGGCGCCGACAUCCCCUGCCUACACUGCCUCGGACCACGAUCAACCUACAAUAGCAGACAUAGGGGCAGAAAUCAGGCAACUAGCAGCGGCUAUGGUCACCAAAAAUGACUUGCAAACGUUGGCAACAACUCUCUCAGCCUCAAUCACAACGGCCGUCACGGCACUCCAGAAUGACUUGGACACGCAGAAAGGCUGCAUCCAAAUGCUGGAACACCAGGCCCAAAGUGCCCACCAACUAGCAACGGCCACAGACACUGCUGUAGCUAAGCAGGGCAACAUGCUCCUAGCCCUGAGGCGCCAAGUGGAGCAUCUGGACAACCGGAGCCGCCGCUCCAACAUCAAGGUCCGGGGCAUGCCUGAAUCAGAGGACGGGGAAAAAGCAGAGGAACUCCUGACCGGACUGUUUCGCUUCAUUAUGGGAGAUGAUGCCCCGGCGGAGAUGAGAUUUGAUAGAGCCCACUGGGCCUUGCGACCAAGACUAAGGGAGGGAGACCCCACGAGAUAUUAUCUGCUGUCUCCACUCCUAUUCGCUUAA
Molecule: messenger RNA, 606 nt
Organism: Pelobates cultripes (western spadefoot toad)
Lineage: Eukaryota; Metazoa; Chordata; Amphibia; Anura; Pelobatidae
Source: the annotation of a GenBank genome assembly